Molecule: messenger RNA, 2451 nt
Organism: Ramularia collo-cygni
Lineage: Eukaryota; Fungi; Ascomycota; Dothideomycetes; Mycosphaerellales; Mycosphaerellaceae
Product: probable phosphoketolase
Exons: 2
Coding region: 1-2451 (816 amino acids)
Biological process (GO): carbohydrate metabolic process
Molecular function (GO): aldehyde-lyase activity
Source: RefSeq, a predicted model, not a curated record
AUGGCUUCCAAAGAGCUGCCAAUCCACGGCUUGACUGACCAGCAGGAGCAAUGGUCGGUCUUCACCAAGACGCGCUCCACCAUCGAUGAGAAUCCACUUAGCAAGGAUGAGCUCGACAAGAUCAACCGAUACUUCAACGCGACGCUCUACCUCUGUCUGGGAAUGCUGUACCUGAAGGAGAACCCACUUCUGCAAGAGCCUCUUAAGAAAGAACACAUCAAGCCUCGUCUGCUUGGACACUGGGGUUCAGAUGCUGGCCAGUCGUUCACAUACAUCCACAUGAACCGUCUUAUCAAGAAGUAUGAUCUUGAUGCUUUCGUCGUUUCUGGACCUGGACAUGGCGCUCCUGGCCUCAUCUCCAACUUCUACCUUGAAGGAGUCUAUUCCGAGGUCUACCCUAACAAGGGCGAGGACCUUGAUGGAUUGCAGAAAUUCUUCAAGCAGUUUUCCUUCCCCGGUGGAGUGGGUUCGCACAUGACUCCAGAGACCCCAGGCUCCAUCCACGAGGGAGGUGAGCUUGGUUACUCGCUUUCACAUGCUUUCGGUGCCGUCUACGACCACCCGCAAACGAUUGCAUUGACGAUUGUGGGCGAUGGUGAGUCCGAGACCGGCCCUCUGGCCACCAGCUGGCACAGCAACAAGUUCCUUAACCCAAUUACCGACGGUGCCGUGCUUCCUAUCCUCCACCUCAACGGCUACAAGAUCAACAACCCAACCAUUCUUGCUCGUAUCUCGGAGGAGGAGUUGACUGCAUUGAUGCAGGGAUAUGGAUACACGCCCUACUUUGUGGAGGGAUCUGACAUUGAGACGAUGCACCAGGCAAUGGCCGGCACUCUUGAGCACUGUGUCAACGAAAUCCGCAAGUUCCAGAAGGAAGCUCGUGAUUCCGGCAAGGUGUUCAGACCGAGAUGGCCAAUGAUUGUCCUCCGCUCUCCCAAGGGCUGGACUGCUCCAAAGAAGGUCGAUGGUCACCAUCUUGAGGGCUUCUGGCGUGCUCACCAGGUUCCUCUCACGAAAGUUCUAAACGAUCCGGAGCAGCUCAAGCUCUUGGAGACGUGGAUGCGAUCAUACAAGCCAGAGGAGUUGUUCACCAAGGAUGGCAAGUUCGUGCCCGAGCUGAGGGAGCUGGCACCAGCCAAGGGCAAGAGAAUGGGAGAAAACCCCAUUACCAACGGUGGUCUCCUCCGCAAGCCGCUCAAGCUGCAAGACUUCAAGAACUAUGCUCUCAAGGUUGACAAGCCAGGUGUUACCGAGGGCCCAUCUAUGAACAUCUUCUCCAACUUCCUUCGCGACAUUGUUCGGGACAACAUGAAGACCUUCCGUGUCUUUGGACCUGAUGAGACCGAGAGCAACAAGCUUGGCGAGAUCUACAAGGCUGGAAAGAAGGUUUGGGUCAACGGUUACCUACCAGAGGAUGAGGAUGGCGGCAACCUGAGCCCAACUGGCCGUGUCAUGGAAAUGCUCUCAGAGCACACUGUGGAGGGAUGGCUCGAGGGAUACAUCCUCAGCGGCAGACAUGGAAUGCUCAACUCCUACGAGCCGUUCAUUCACAUCAUUGACUCAAUGGUCAACCAACACUGCAAGUGGAUCGAGAAGUGUCUCGAGGUGCCCUGGCGUCGGGCGGUGGCUUCCCUCAACAUUCUCCUGACCAGCACUGUGUGGCGUCAGGACCACAACGGCUUCACUCAUCAAGAUCCUGGAUUCCUCGAUGUUGUCGCCAACAAGUCGCCAGAGGUCGUGCGMAUCUACCUCCCCCCAGAUGCCAACUGCUUGCUCUCCACUAUGAACCACUGUUUCAAGAGCGAGAACUACGUCAACGUCAUCGUUGCUGAUAAGCAAGUGCACCCACAAUACCUCAGCAUGGAAGACGCUGUGGCGCAUUGCUCCAAGGGUCUCGGAAUCUGGGACUGGGCGUCCAACGAUCRGGGCUCUGAGCCAGAUGUAGUCAUGGCUUCUUGCGGUGAUGUCGUUACCGCAGAGGCACUUGCUGCUACAGCACUUCUCCGCGAGGCUCUUCCCGACUUGAAGAUCCGCUUCGUGAAUGUUGUGGAUCUCUUCAAGCUGCAGCCAAACGGCUACCACCCACACGGCUUGAAGGCGGCUGAGUACGAGGCCAUCUUCACAUCCGACAAGCCGGUCGUCUUCAACUUCCACUCGUACCCUUGGUUGGUACACAGAAUGACCUACAACCGCAAGGGACAGGAGCGUAUGCACGUGCGAGGCUACAAGGAGAAGGGUAACAUCGACACCCCUCUCGAACUCGCCAUCCGCAACGAAGCCGAUCGCUUCUCCCUGGCCAUCCUCGCCAUCGACAACCUGAAGGAUGUCCUUGGUAACAAGGGAGCUAGUGCGAGGGAGAAGCUGAUUGACAGCCGUACUCGUGCUGCCAACUUCAGCUACGAGACUGGCCUUGACCCAGAGGAGUUCACCAACUGGAGAUGGCCGUACUGA